CAUUGAUCAACACUUACAGUCAUAAAACACAAACAUCUUUCAACACAGUCUUCUGAGAAAAUAGGCCACACAUCUUAUACAUGUUAAUGAUGUGUUAAUACACCGAUGUUCAGCCAAUCAGAAGCUCCGAAGAGUGAGAAAGCCCCUCCUCUAUAUAUAAGCUCACUAACAAGUAACUAAUGAUCAUGUUCUGUGAAGAACUAGUGGAUAUUUUCAUACACAAGCACAUGCACAUCUCAUCUUCCUGUUUCUUUAACAUAGAAAUCUGCCCAGAGUAACUCGUCAUGGGUCUUUGAUAAUAAACUUUAGUAUAUGUAUAGAAGUAUGAGUUCAUCCCACAGCUCGUGAAGGUCAUCAGAUCAACAGAAAUAGAGCGACUGCACUUUAUCUUUACUGACUUUAUGCGGUUAACACGGGUUGUUUAAAGCUCAUCAAUGGAAACAUUGCUGUCCCUCCCUCAUCAAGAGAACAACAUCGCUCAAAUAAAACUAAAAUCACUGUAAUAUAUUUAUUCAGUAUGUUUGGAAAACUGGAUUGUGUAGCCAGACAUCUUGCUGGAUGUUUCCCCUUCUGAAAAAAAACAGCAUAUGCUGAAGAAUCACGAUAAUUGUGACGGUUAGUUAAUGUUUAAGUUAGAGAUUAUUGCACACAAGAAGUUUACUAUUAGUAUACUUCUUUAAAACUAAUCCAGGAAAGUAUACUUUUAGUCUGCUUUUUAUGCACUUCUCAAAAAUAGUCUUUAUGCAUGUCCCAGAAAUGUACUUAACGUAACAUCCAGCCGGCAGAGGAAGCCCUCGCCUGAGUAUGAGCCAUGCUUCCACUUCCUGUUUGAAGCCCUCCAUGUGUUCAAAGGCACCCCGUUCUCUCCGGUUCUUUCGGCCUGUUUCUCUGAUUACUGGUCUCCUGGAUUGCCUCUACUGCUACUGGUCUGUUAGGACUGCGAUGCUGGUUUGGACCGGUCGCUCACUCGGCCCUUUCGGACAGAAAGCAUAUGAUAAUCUGCCACUUUAAGAUCUGCUUUAGCACUGCACAAACAUUUCCUGUUUCAAGCUUAGAAGCAACUAAACCAAACGCUGACCACAGUUUUGGUGGUUCUUCCGUGAUGUCGAUGGUUAACAGGAAGCGUUCACGCUCAGUCUCUUAAUUAUGUCAUUCACUUUAACUCUUUGAGGACUUAAUAUUUGUUUGUGUCUUGAAAGGAAUGACUCGGUUCCUCCUCUGGUGAAAUCAGCCGCUGAGUUCAAGACUGGAACAAACAUACUGCAGGACUUUCCUGGAUUUAAGUAUGACUUAAAGUAUACUUAAAAGUAAAGUAUAUACUUUUGAUUUUGACGUGAUCAUCCAUACAGCAGUGACCAUCAGAGCUAAGUUAACUCUGUAUUUUUAUUCCAGUAUUCUUGUAUUUGAUGAAGCCCACAUGGCUUUUGAUUACUUCAUGAGUGCCAGACGAGGACGUAUGAAGACGUUUCUGUUUCCAGAUCUUACAGAUAGUUGUCUCCCAGCCAAGUAUUGUCCUAACAACCCCAUGAAUCAGUGGAAAGCUCAUCUCUUCGUGUAGUUUUAGGUCUGGAUGUAAAGAGCACACUAAGGGGUGCUCAGGGAUCUCCACGGUCUUAAAACAUCUCUGGAACGUUUGAUUUUUGACUUAAAGCACGGUUAUUUAGCAUUUUGGGGGACUAGGGAAGUAAAUAGGGAAAUAAAUUAUAUUUCGAUGUUGUAUUAAAUAUUAUAUAUUAUUAUAAAGUUCUUGUCAAUUAUUAUUCCCAUUAUUAUACUCAUUUUUCACAAUAUGAUGCCCUAUAAACACAUUAGCAUGCAAAUUAGAUUUAGUUCAUAGGUGCAACUUAUACAACAAGAUCAAGGAGAAAUGAGAAAAAGAAUGAAUCAUUUUUUUUUGAGUCAUAUUUAUUUAUUUUUAAACUCUCACCUGUGCAGACCUGCCUGCAUCUGUCCUCAACUGCUCCUGUUUACACACACACACACACACACACACACUCGACCAGUCGCAUUCUGAUCAUUCCAGCCUGUCAUCACACAGACACACACCACCUCUGUUGAUUUCCACUAAAACGCGAUCGAGUCCUAACCUUUCUCUCUUCAGCGAUGGAGGCCUGUGCGCGUGCACUCUUCACUUCUCAGCUUCAGACGACCUCUUACGACCUCACAUUCGAGCGCGUGAACGCCGUCGUGUCCUUCACACGUGACCUCAGCAGACAGGUAGAGCCGGUCAGGUGACCCAGACACCUGUCCCGGCAGAUAAAGCAGCCUGUCCCUAACUCCACGCGUGAUGUGUGUGUAAAUCAGCCAACGUUUAUCACGACAAACGUUUCUGAAGAACCCAGGACCAGAACUAAAGCGUGCUCUGAACGAGGAACACGAGAUAAGACGACUGCAUGCAAAUCUGUCCACAUCUGAUUCAGACUCUUCACCUCAGGAGAGAGAUUCACGACCGCUUUAAGCGUUUAUUCAAACGACAGACUCAACUUUAGAGACGGAGCUGUUAUUCAAACGAGCCGCUGAAGGAAAAGCACAUCAGGGAUGAUCCUGCUCCGGUGUUUUGUAGAUUAAAUGAUUUGUGCUCGUAUGAACGGAUCAAAAGUGAGAGUAAGACUGGUAGAGAGAGAUAUAACUGAGGAGUCAACCAUCAUCCUUCUCUACAAUCGUAGGAUUAUCCAGCGUGUCUCCGGUGCUUUCUCCAGCGCGAUGGACAUCCCUGAAAAAGAGCGCAAACCGAAGAAGCCUCACUACGUUCCUCGCCCGCCGGGCAAGCCCUUCAGAUACCAGUGCUUCCAGUGUCCCUUCACCUGCAACCAGAAGUCCCACCUGUUCAACCACAUGAAGUACAACCUGUGCCACGUCUCCGUCUCCGUCAGCUCCGGCUCGGCUCCGGAGGACCCCGGCGACCCGGCCCCGUCUCCAGACGUCUGCCAGGAGACCUCACCUCCCGUGUGCAAGCCCGAGGUGGUCCGUCCUCGGGUUCCCGGGCUCCUCUGGAGGCCCCCGGCCGCGCUCCAGACCCAGGCGCUCCUGCAGGAGAGAGCCGAGGGCUUCCUCUAUCACUCCCUCGCUGCUCCGGGAGGCUUUCUCCCGCUGUACCCUCACUAUCAGCCGUACGUCGUCGGGCUGUGUCCUCAGAUGCUGUUCCCGUGGACGGAGGAGUGUCUGAGGUACUGCUGCAGGAUCCCGGCUCCGGAGCCGUACUCUGUGAUGGACGCGUAUCCUGCGUAUGAUCCGUACGCGCUCGUCGUGAACCUGAAGGAGAGUCCGGUGAUGGGAUGCUCCGCUGCCGCGUCACCUAACAGACCGGACCCUUCCCAUAAUUACCAGCUGACACCAGAUGAGAGGGGUGGAGCACCAGCUAGCCAAUCAGAAGAGAGGGGCGGGGCCACACCAGCACAAGCGGUCAGGACUCUGCCAGAAAGGGCCUCACCUGCUUCCAGAGAGAUGGAGCGAGGCGGAGAUGACAGUAAAAAUACUUCUGAUACUCUGCUUCCUCUCAACCUCUCCAGGGGAGACGCUCCUCUGAAUCUGUCUGUGACUCGAUCAGACACCCAAUCAGCGAGCAGCCUGAUGACUGAGGGGAUUGUGGGUAGAGUGACAUCACAAGAGGACCACCAUUUGCCCGUGGAGAAAAGCGCUGCGUUUGCUCUCUGUCAGCUGGCUCAGUCCGGCGUCACACACCUGAACAGAAGCAUCACUUACUCUCCAUCCAGAGUCUGUCAGGAGCAAGAAACAAACCCUUCUUGGGUCCGGAGUCCAGCGCGUGACGCCAAAUCAGGUGUAGACGCAGAAGACUCCGCCCCUUCCUCUGACGCUGCAGAGGUCUCCGCCCCCUCGUUACAUGUUCUGCAUAAAAUACGGACAAAGAAAUACAGAAAAAGCAGCCUGAAGAGAAAACAGACAGGCAGCCAAAGAAAAUACAAUCUGAGGAAGAGAUUUAGUGUCAGAAAUAAAUAAACUCUUUUAUAGCUAAUGAAGUUUAAACGUUUCAGGGAAACUCAGCUCUUAUAAACUAUCGUGUGAAGUAUGGAAUCAUGUAUUUAUACUUUUUUUUACUGCUACAAUAAUAAUGUCCUUGCAUUGUCUUCGUACUUUUCUGGUUGCAGGUUUUCAUACGUGCAUGCAAAUAAAAAAUGGUCAAACUGG
Puntigrus tetrazona (Sumatra barb) is the source of this 4146-nucleotide messenger RNA. RefSeq lists its product as uncharacterized. NCBI's taxonomy places the organism in Eukaryota, Metazoa, Chordata, Actinopteri, Cypriniformes, Cyprinidae. The transcript is spliced from 4 exons. The record is from RefSeq and is a predicted model, not a curated record. Bases 2569 to 3957 code for a protein of 462 amino acids.